AUGACUUUGAACCAACUAAUGGCAUUCUGCCAGUCAGUUAAGACAGUGGAAAAGAAUUGCAGGGAGCUGGAAAGUAAUAUAGAAGUGCAUCAUGUAAUUAAGCAAUCAUAAUUGUUCUCAAAAUAGAAGACAACUAUAAACUAUACAUAACUAUAAAUGAUUGUACAAGUUAUGGUAAGACACAUUUAAUAAAUAAAUAUUUUGCCUUUGAUAAAGUUUAUAACAAAUGUAAACAUAAGAAUUAUUUUAUUUGUUUAUGUAAAUUUAAUUUAGGGUCAGGUAAUCAAAAAAAUAUGAAUAGAAAUAAAAUUGAAAAUCAUAUAAACAACAUUCAAUUAAAACUGUUGAUUUAGAAUGUAGAGUCCAAUAAUAAAGAUUUGGUUUUUUUUAUCAAUUGGGUUAAAAUAAAGAGAAUUGAUAAUAAAAAAUGGUACUAGUUGAUUAGUAUUAAUAAUACUCGGAUAUAUUUUCAAAUAGAUACGGGAGCAGAAACUAAUAUAUUGCCAUUUAAAAUGUUCAAAACUGUUAAUAUAUUAGUACUGAAAAAAUAUUUCAACCCACAAAGGUUACAAUUGAAUUAUAUGGUGAUUAUAAGUGAAGCCCAAAGGGUACAAUAUUAGAAUGUAAGGUUAAAGAAAUAAUUAACUAUGUUCUAUUUAUAAUAGUAGAUCAUCCUAAUUGUAUUCCAGUAUUAGGAUUAAGUUCUUAUGUUUAUUUUAAUUUGGUGCAAAAUAUUCAUUUAAUUAUAUAUUAAUAAGACAUGGGGACUUGAUAGUUUUAUAUCCUGGAAUAAACAAAUAUUUGAAGGUUUGGGUACCUUUUCGUAUGUAGCUAGAAUAAAGUUAGUUAAUAGAGCUAUCCCUAUAGCAAAUCCUCCUCGUAGUGUUCCACUUGCAAUAAGACCAAGAUUAGAACAAACUCUAAGACAGCUUACUAAUAAAUAA
This is a messenger RNA of Cinara cedri, 944 nucleotides long. The record is from the annotation of a GenBank genome assembly. Lineage: Eukaryota; Metazoa; Arthropoda; Insecta; Hemiptera; Aphididae.